AUGUUGGUAACAGAAAAAAGAUUUGUGGUGCACUGGGCGGCUACAUUACUAGUGUGGGCAGUCAUCUGUGAAGUACGCGGACAGCACUUGACUCCGACAUUAGUGCCUUCCUGCCCUACACAGUGUAUUUGCCUCUCACAGUCACAGGUUGUUUGUAACAGUGCAACACUACGCGGGGUCCCAUCAGCACUCAGCUCAAGCGUUAUGCAAUUGUCGCUGUCACGGGCUGAUUUGCGAAUUCUUCGAUCGGAUGCGUUUGCCCACUUAAGGCAGCUUCGUCGUCUCUCACUUGAUGCUUGCAAUCUUACCCGUAUUAGACCUUUCGCAUUCCGAGGUCUACCUCGCCUAAACGAGUUAUAUAUACAACAUACACCUCUAGCAACAGUCGAUGCUUUCGCGUUCGCCGCUCUCCAAAAUAUAUCUUCGAUCGUUCUGACACAUAACAGAAUAGCCCAAAUAGAAGGUUACGCGUUUGCCGGGACAAAUUUUAUAAAAGUCAUUUCCCUAAGAAAUAAUCCUAUUAAACGUAUUUUAGCACAUGCAUUUUCUGGUCUUAACGAUGUAACGCGGAUAGAAUUUCCGUCCGGUAUAAGAUCUAUUGAAGCUCAAGCGUUCGCAGGAUUAGAAGGAGUCGGUACAUUAGAACUAGCUUACAUGGAUCUACCGGCGCUUUUGCCCGAUACUUUUUUUGGUUUGACUCGUGUCGGUCGCUUAGCGCUUAGAGAAUCAGAUCUUGGAGUCAUCAAGGUGGGCGCUUUUGAAGGGUUGCGACACGUUGAUAUACUAGAAAUGUGUAAUAACAAAAUUGACGGUAUCGAAGAGCUUUCAUUGAUACAAAAUAAUAGCGUCCAUACUUUUAAACUAACCGGUAAUCAUAUGCUAGAAACCCCAGAGGCGGUUGUUCUCGAAGUGGAAAACAUCGUGAUUCGCGGUAAUCACCUGCCAUGCGAGUGUGGGCGCGAUCCCCUAGCGAAUCCAUUAGCAUUGACAUCAGAUUUUGCAAAUGAAAAUUUGUGUAUAUCUCCGCUUAAAGUACGUGGGCGAAGUUUGGCAAGUGCGGCAGGUGCGGCGUGCCGCGGCGAGGGCGGGGGAAGCGCGCGCGCCCGCGCCGCGGCCGGUGCCAGCCCCGCUGGGCACGCUCUCGCUCCGCGCCUCGCAUUUACGUUGGCAGCCUUCACUUUUUUUGUAAACAGCUAACCGCCCUCAGUGUUCAAUUAUCUCUGUUGUGUAUUGUAUGUGUCUGUAAAUAUUGUAACAUAAGUGAGUAUAAAUGCGAGAUUUUACAUUGAAUGGGUCCGAUCAUUCAGUAUACAUUGGACCAUGAAUAAAAUUUGCCUUUGGA
Molecule: messenger RNA, 1342 nt
Organism: Melitaea cinxia (Glanville fritillary)
Lineage: Eukaryota; Metazoa; Arthropoda; Insecta; Lepidoptera; Nymphalidae
Product: leucine-rich repeat-containing protein 4B
Exons: 3
Coding region: 1-1197 (398 amino acids)
Molecular function (GO): protein binding
Source: RefSeq, a predicted model, not a curated record